GACUGCUGACGGGCCCGGGAGGGAGGAUGAGCGGUUGCGAGUGGUGGAUGCUAGUUGCCACCUCAGCUGUCACCUUGAUCCUAUAUGCCCUCCUCUUGCUGACACUUUACAUCAUGCUCAGCAGGAAAAUAGGCAAGCAGGCAAGUGGCAGCCCCACAGCGCAGCCCCUGCAACCCCUGCAGCCCCCACAGCCCCCAAGCUCUUCAGCGGGAGGGGAAGGAGCACCAAGACUGACUUACGCAGGGAGCAGUGACACAUCUUCAGAGACCUCGGAGGAUUCGGACAGCAGCCCUUCCUGCCCACAGGGGCCUUGCUCAAGAGAAAACCUCAAUUACACAUCCCUGGUUUUCCCUGCGAAAGGCCACGGGCCAGGCCCUGCUGGUGACUAUGAGAACAUGAAGACUGGGGUGGACUAUGUCAACGUGGACCCAAAGAAGAGGAAAGUAGAUUUCUGGUCUUGCUCCAGCCCUGUGGCAUCCAAAUCCAUUGAGUACACUGAGGUGAAGCUGUGACUUUCAGGGUGCUGCUGAAGCAGUUUCGAGUCAGACCACUGCCAGGACAGGGAGAUGCCCGAAGGCCCCGUCAGCUGCAUGACAAGGGCUGUCCCUUCCCCUGGGGCUGUGCCUGGCACAGGCUGAU
Molecule: messenger RNA, 639 nt
Organism: Colius striatus (speckled mousebird)
Lineage: Eukaryota; Metazoa; Chordata; Aves; Coliiformes; Coliidae
Gene: RHEX
Product: regulator of hemoglobinization and erythroid cell expansion
Exons: 5
Coding region: 27-512 (161 amino acids)
Source: RefSeq, a predicted model, not a curated record